Molecule: messenger RNA, 5259 nt
Organism: Gigantopelta aegis
Lineage: Eukaryota; Metazoa; Mollusca; Gastropoda; Neomphalida; Peltospiridae
Product: synapsin-like
Exons: 14
Coding region: 474-1898 (474 amino acids)
Biological process (GO): neurotransmitter secretion
Cellular component (GO): synaptic vesicle; synaptic vesicle membrane
Molecular function (GO): ATP binding; metal ion binding
Source: RefSeq, a predicted model, not a curated record
GCUAAUUUAAAAGUUUCAUACCAUCUCCAUUUUAACAUCUUUUACACAGGCAGGUCCAACGGGGUGUGUGGCAUGUGGAUCCUAAAUGUAUUCAAGUGCCUCUUUUUCUGCACAGCUACUUCCAGAUCAAUGCCUGUAUUGGCACCAACCCAUCCACCCUCUUUGGAAUCAGUGGAUCAGCCCAUAUUGAUAAAAUUACUGAAUGUGGAAUACUGUCCAAAAUGCCUUGGCUGUCUUCACAGUUUUCACACAGUUGAUUGUUCAUGGUGCCACAAAAAUCAAUGAUUGGUGUGGGAUUGUAAGUAGGGCCAUGGUACUGGACUGCUUUGGAUAUCUGUAAUUUCAAGGAUUACCAAUGAGAAUUGUGCCUGACUGUUACUAGCGGACGACAGCUGCAUUGACGAGCAGUUUGUGAGAUAGCCCAGAUCCUCAUCCACAUCAGCCCACAUUGUGCUCACCUCACCUGACCAACCAUGUCAUCAUUCACAAACUUCCGCGACAACUUCUCCUCGGGAAUGAACUUCCUCAAGAGGAGAUUCAGCUCGGGAGACCUCCAGGGAGAGCUGCGGGACGACUUCAUUCCCCCAGUCAAUGUGAGGAAAGGCCCAUCACCAAGUGCUCCAAGCUCACCAUCCAAGUCUUCAGCGCCAGGAAUAGGCCGAGGUUUCUCAUCUGGCAUGAAACCAGCUUAUAACAAAGAACGAUGCAGAACUCUCCUUGUUAUAGACGACCAUCAUACAGACUGGACAAAAUACUUUAGGGGUAAAAAGAUCUUUGGAGACUGGGAUAUACGUGUUGAACAGGCUGAGUUUUGUGAAAUCAAUCUUGCUGCUUAUUCUGACUCAGGGUGUAUGGUAGAUAUUCAGGUGGACCGAAACGGAACAAAAGUAGUCAGAUCUUUUAAGCCAGAUUUUUUGUUAAUACGGCAACAUGUGCGGGAUGCACAUGAAAAUUGGAGGAAUUUACUGCUUGGAUUUCAUUAUGGCGGAGUGCCUAGCAUCAACUCUAUACACUCACUGUACCAGUUUUUGGACAAACCAUGGGUGUUUUCCAAGUUAAUAACUAUUCAAAAGCGACUGGGCAAAGAGGCGUUUCCGUUGAUAGAGCAGGCGUACUACCCCAACCACAAGGAAAUGGUGAGUAACAUGUGGUUAAUUACACCCAAGUUUCCAGUGGUUGUCAAAAUUGGCCAUGCCCAUUCAGGAAUGGGAAAGGUUAGGAUAGGCAGCCAUUAUGAUUUUCAAGACAUCGCGGGUGUUGUGGCGGUUAGUUCGAGCUACUCCACAACAGAACCGUACAUUGAUGCCAAAUACGACGUUCACGUCCAGAAGAUAGGGCCUAGUUACAAGGCAUUCAUGAGAAAAUCUAUUUCUGGUAACUGGAAGGCCAACACAGGAUCAGCAAUGCUGGAGCAAAUUGGAAUGAAUGAAAGAUUUAAACUGUGGGUGGAUGAAUGCUGUCAGAUGUUUGGUGGCUUGGACAUAGUGGCAGUGGAAGCAAUACAAGGCAAAGAUGGAAAAGAAUAUAUUAUCGAGAUUAACGGCUCAGCGAUGACAUUGCUGGGGGAGGCGCAGGAGGAGGACAGACGACACAUUGCAGAACUGGUGCUCGCCAAGAUGGAGGUCUACUGUAGACCGGGGGCUAACCUUCAAAAGCCCCAAUCAUCUGGAGCUCAGCAGCAGCAACAAUUUGCCAUGAAUGGUAACCAAGGCAACAUAGCAUUACAACAGCCUCCACAGGGGAGACAACCUGAUGGGUUAUCACAGAACAUGAAUGCCCUGCCUCAGAGGCCACCAGGAUCUAUGCCAAUGCCAAUUCCAAAUGCUCCAUCUACAGAGGAAGAAGAUACAAUGAGAAAUCUUAGAAAAACAUUUGCUGGAAUAUUUGGUGAUAUGUGAACUAAGGGAGAGAACUCUAGAGUAGCUGAAAAAACUGCCAAUACAUUGUGCAAAUACUGUGUGUGUAGACUCAAGUUGUGGAUCUAUGUGCUUUGACAGGAGAUUCGACUGGCGACCAGGAUCUCAGAGCUGCCAGACCGGUCUAAUUGUCCUCAUUUUCAUACUUGGUCAUGUUACUGUCCUUCUCCAGUACCAUUAGCAUUACAUUCUCAAUACGGGGUGGGAGGUAAUUCUGUGCUUUUGUCAUUCAUUCUAUUUUUCCUUGGUUUUCUUUCAACAUCUGUUUUACCGUAUUUGGCAUCUUUCAUUUAAUUCCCACUCUGUUUACUUCUGUGCUCUUUCAUUCAUUUUAAUUCAUCUGAUUUCCUUUCUUAAUAAAAAUGUAAAAAAAAUCUUUUACGAUUUUUAUUUCUUCAUUCUGUAUUUUUAGGGGGUUUCCUUUUGCCCCGUCAUAUUUUAUUCUUUCUACUUUCCCAUCUGAUUUCACAAACCUGUGUUUUACAAACUAGUUUCCGAAGUGGUAAGUACUGGUAGAAAGAUGACAGGUUUAACUACUUAUUGACUUUAGCUGUGGUCAGUGUGUUCUUUGUUACCACUCAUUUGGAAAAACUGAUUUCAGUUUAUAGUUUGUAACAUUUUAUGAUGUAUGUAAAGCAGUAUUUUUAAAAUUAUAAUUUGUUUUAUUUAUUUGUUUCAACUGGUUUAAACCAAGAGCAUUCCACUCUAAAGGCGAUGUCAUAUGAUGCGAGGGCCUCGUACGAGCAUAGUCAGUUGACAAGACAAUGUUACGACUUCAUGGAACAGGUUAUUCUCGUGGUUGUUCUCGUACGAGUCAAUCGUACUGUGUGGUGUCGCCUUAAUGCCACUGACUUGGAUGCCCCAACAAAUGGGAUAGAUCAAUCUUUUUUUAAAUAUUACUAGUCAGUAACUUCUUGUUAAAAUUGACUCUAAAAAAUCUCCUAACUUGCACAUUUACAUAUUCUGAACUGUUCCUGAAAUCACAAAAUGUGGAAAUCUGCCUUAUGUGAGAUCAAAUUCUAUAAUCAGGCCUUUCCAAUCAGAAAUAGCAGGAGAGCAAGCCAUUAGUCUCCUGGUGAGAAUUUUCAAAUGAUGAACAGUUCCACACUUUGAAAAAAUUAAAUAACCAUCAUAACAACAUAUACUAAUGUAAAAUGAAGAAAGGUGAGUGGAGAAAUACUCACCAAUUUAAAUGCUUGGUGAGCGCAACUGCUCACAUCUCAUAGAGAGACCUGAAUGUUUAAAGCUUCCAGUUCCAAUUUCAGCACAAAAUGCAAUUUCACACUUGAAUUAUUGAUUUUGCUACACAAAGCAAUGCACUUCACAAUUACUAAAUAAAAUAAAACAAUUUUUAGGUGUGUUUUUUUUUUCUUGCCAUAACAAAUGUUUUAAUAAUAAUAAAUCAAGAUACCCGACUAAGUUUAGAUAACCAACAAUGAGCUACUAGGAAUUACAGAUUAUCUGUUCCGAGUGAAUGAAUGUUGUAAACCCGAGCCUUUACCAUGGGACAGAUAAUCUGUCAUUUAUGUGGAUAUAGGCAUGUUAAUAAAGUAACAGUAACAGCUACUUAUUAUAGAAACUGUGAUUGCAUUAGAAAAUAAUGAUUUUUUUUUAUAUUGUUAAAGCUGUUGCUACGAUUUCAUGUUUAUGAAAUAAAUGAAUCAGAAUUUUUCUAUCAAUCUCUGUAGAUUGUAUAAUGUAUGUGUAAUCUGACUCAUGAAUGAAAACAUUAAGUGAAUGAAAGUGAAGUCCUGUUCGUAAUGAACGGCCAACUAAAUAUCAUAUUUUGGACUGCCUACCAGUAGCUAUAGUUCUAAGCAAACUGCACACAGGGCAAUUAUUGAAGAAAAAAAAUUACCCAGGUUGUUUUCAUUCAUAUGAGUAAUAAGCUACAAAAUCUGCUACCAGUAGGAAUUAGUCACCAGUUAUUAUGUUAUAAUUAUUUGUUCCUCCACAUGAACAAUGUACUGCACAGUACGUUUUCUAUUUAGUAUGAUGCAGCAUAGCAAGUGGCUUCUUUAUUAGGCUUCAAAGUAACUGUAUGUUUCUAGGCUUGUACAAUUCUCUGGUGCCAAGUACAUUUCGCAUCACCUAGAGUAUGUAUGUAUGUAUGUAUGGAUAGACUAACUUAGCCUGCGAGGUGAAUUGAACCACAAAACCAUUAUCGGAUCGAAAUGUCCAGAAGAUGUUUAUAGACAAAGUAGAAUUAUAAAACAAGAAACAUUUUCUAUGUCAACAGAAAAUUCUUAGAUGUUGUUUAUUUAUAUUAAUAUCUAUAUAUAUUAAUAACCAGUUCUUAAAAAUGAGCCAUUGUGGGGAUUUUAAAUAUGCAAUGCAUUACUUCCAUAUUAAAAAAGAAAGUAUAUUUAGAACGAAGAAAUCUUACUAAUAAAGUGCAGAGGUCAGGUCAGGUCAGGUAGGUUUUAACGUGCACAUUCAGAACAAGCUGUUGUAGCACACGCCUGGCAUGGGUGCAGGUGUCGACUUUCACUGGAUCCUCCAUACAGGAUGGGAUAAAGUGUUAGUCCAGCUAUUUUUAAAUGGGUGCUAGUCCCUCUUUGAUCUAACACUUCUUAUUCUUCAUUUGUGAUUUGAUCUAACAUCAUCUUAUUCUUUACCUGUGAUCAACCGUUCUGUUGUGAAAGACCUUGGAGAUAUACAAUGGCCGUGGCAAGUUUCAGCUAAUGAUCCUAAUAACGGAGAGUCUGCAAAACUAGCAUGUUUCGAAAAAAAUGAAACCACUUUCUUUUCCAGGCCAAAUAGCCCUCCUGACCUUCCCCCAUCCACCCUGGGCCAAUUCCCUCAAUGGUCCUAAAAUUAUAUGUUCCAGUCCAGGACUUUGGGCCAAUUCCCUCAUUGAUCCUAAAAUCAUAUGUUCUUGUCCAGGACUUUGGGGCAAUUCCGUCAUUGAUCCUGAAAUCAUAUGUUCUUGUCCAGGACUUUGGGGCAAUUCCCUAAUUGUUCCUAAAAUCAUAUGCUCUUGUUCAGGACCUUGGGCCAAUUCUCUCAUAUGUUCAGUUUUGAGAACAAUCUGGUUUACUGAGGGCCCGGUUUUGAUGGGGUUUCACUGCAUUUAUUUUAUUCUGUGAUAAAGAUCCAUGAACUUCACACAGACUAAAUGUCUACUUUCUGGAUUACAAGUACUCGUUUAAAAAAAAGUAGUUCUAGUUACAUUAUUCAUCUGUGUAACAUAGCUAUAUGCAAUAUAUACAUUUAACUAAAUGUUUUAGUCAUUUGUUUUGUAAAUAAGUAAGAAUUGUAUUCACUUAUUGAUUGUCAUACAUUUGAUGCAUGGUCAUCCUUUGUUUUUUAACAAUUACUUAUUAUUAAAGCUUAUUGUGUA